UGCGUGUGUGUGCAUAUGUGCAAGCGUGUGUGUGUGUGUGAGAGAGAGAGAGAGAGCGAAAGAGAGCGAGCACAAUGUUCAAUACUCCGAGCAUCUAGACAUUGUGCCGGGUGGGAGAAGAGACAAUUAAAUCCACGAUCCAAAAAAAUCAUAAUAACUGACACCCGGAUUAAAUACUAAAGGUUUUGCUCCUUUCCAGCCUCGAUCUUGAUUAAGGAUUCUGCGUACAAGUCUGAAAGUUCUCCGGGAUGUGAGCUCUUGUGGAGGAUGAGCUAAGCGGAGCAGUGCACGGCUGGAUUCUUCAAGGUUUGGAGCGCAGCUGCUGCCUUCAGCCACUGACGGGAGGACCUUGCACACGAGGAGGAGAGCUGCCUCCGUUUCUCUCUCUCUCUCUUUUUUUCCUCCCUCAGUCUCACAGAGACAGGCAGCAUCCCUCAGCCCCGGCACUGAAAACAGAAGACUUUCAAGGGGAGAAAAAAAGAAUAAUGGGGAAGAAAAAAAUGGGAUUAUAAAAGCAGGGAGUAAUCAAGGAAAAUCUGAAGCAAGGACGAAUAUAGUUGAAAAUAGAUUUGCAUCUCAGGCUCUUGUGUUUGUUAUUUUGGGUCUUUGAGAUUUUGGUGGUGCAUUGCCUUUCUUCAGCCAGCCUGAGGAGUAUAGGAUCACAAAUAGCAUUUUAAGGCCAUGGACAUUGCCUCUUCUCCUGCCUCUGGGCUGACCAUGACAAACUGUUCUGUUUUUAUGUGAUCCUGCUGUGAAUUCUGCUGCUGCAGUGGUCUUCUUCGAGCAAAUAUCCAUCCCACACAUUGGCAUCUGUAUUCAGAAGGCCUGAGAGAUUCCAGAAACAAACCCUAACGAGAAGGCUCUUUAGUUGAACAAAAACAUGGCCAAGGGGAAGAUCUCUUCUCCAUGUGAGCCAUGACAGUAUGGUGGACUGUUUGAGUCGAGUCAUGCUGCACACAGCCGUGUCUUGCUGGCAGCCUUUGCUGGGGCUGGCCCUGGUGGCCGUGUUCGUGGGCUCCACUCUUGCCUGCCCCGCUCGCUGCGAGUGCUCCGCCCAGAGCCGCUCUGUCAUCUGCCACCGUAAGCGCUACAACGCAAUCCCUGAUGGAGUCCCAACUGAGACACGAAUCCUUGAUCUCAGCAAGAAUCGUAUUCCAGCCGUCAAUCCUGAUGACUUUUCGGUCUAUCCACACAUAGAAGAACUGGACCUGAGUGGGAACAUCAUUGCUUAUGUUGAGCCCGGAGCCUUCAACUCGCUCUACAGCCUCCACACACUAAGCUUAAAGAGCAACCGUAUCAAGCUCCUCUCUCUAGGCGUCUUCUCCGGCCUCUCCAACCUGACAAACCUGGAUAUCAGUGACAACAAAGUUGUCAUUCUGGUGGACUAUAUGUUCCAGGACCUGCGCAACCUCAGGUCAUUAGAAGUUGGAGACAAUGAGCUGGUUUACAUCUCCCAUCGGGCCUUCAGUGGACUACUGUCACUGGAGAGCCUGACGCUGGAGCGCUGUAACUUGACGGUGGUGCCCACAGAUGCCCUGUCCCACCUGCACAACCUGGUGAGCCUACAUAUGCGCUACCUCAGUAUCAGCUCUCUACAUCCCUACUCCUUCAAGAAGCUCUUCCACCUCCGUCAUCUAGUGAUCGACAACUGGCCAUCGUUAGAUUUGAUCCCUGCUAAUACUCUGCAUGGCCUCAACCUCACCACGCUUUCUAUUACCAACACCAACCUAUCCACUUUCCCUUACCAGGCUCUUCGCCACCUCCAUUACCUCACACACCUUAACCUCUCCUACAGUCGUAUCCGGGUGGUGGAGGGUGGCCUGCUUCAGGACCUGGUGCGAUUGCGUGAGCUGAGGUUGGCUGGGUCUCAACUGGUGUCUAUCGAACCCUACGCUUUCCAAGGGAUCCGCUGGCUCCGUUCGCUAAAUGUCUCCCAAAACCGCCUUGAUACCCUGGAGAGGGGUGUAUUCCAUGCUCCUGAGGCCCUAGAGGUGCUGUUGAUCAACAACAAUCCUCUGGUUUGCGAUUGCCGACUCAUGUGGUUGCUGCAAAGGCGCCAUUCCAUUUCUUUUGGUGACACCCAGCCCGAGUGCAGCACUCCGGAAGGAAUUCACGGACGCCCCUUCAAGGAGUUCAAAGAGACCCUGCUAUCCUACUAUGUGACCUGCACCAAGCCGAAAAUCAGAGAAAACCGAACUCAGAUGGUGUCGGUGGAGGAGGGACAGUCAGCCCGUUUACACUGCAGCGCUGAGGGGUCCCCACGGCCCACUAUUUCCUGGGUCACCCCACGCCGGAGGCACCUGACCAACAGGAGCCAUGGCAGGGUGAUAGUCCACAACAACGGUUCAUUGGAUAUCAAGGCGGCGGAGGUUCAGGAUGACGGUGUGUAUAUGUGUGUGGCCUCUAACACGGCAGGCAAUGACACUCUUAUGGUAUCACUGGCAGUGAAAAGUCUGGGCUCGCUGUAUGCCAACAGGACCCAGCAUUACACAGAUACAAGCAAUGCCACUGCCAAUGGUACCAACCUCCCCAAUGUGACCUUUGGCCUUGACCUAAAGACUAUCUUAGUUUCUACAGCCAUGGGCUGUUUCACAUUCCUAGGAGUGGUUCUCUUCUGCUUCCUGCUCCUGUUUGUAUGGAGUCGAGGAAAAGGCAAACAUAAAAACAACAUUGAUAUUGAGUACGUGCCACGCUCAAAGUCCAAUGGGACCUCUGCCGAGGAGGCGGACCAGGGUGCUGGGCCACGUCGCUUUAACAUGAAAAUGAUUUAAGACGUGGAAAGUAAUACCAGUGGGAAUUUACCCUGAUCUUUGUUUCACAAAUGCUACCUGGAACAGGACUCCUUCAAACCAAUGCCAGGAAACUCAACAGGCCCUAAGGUUCAGUCCAGGUUUUGGUUAAGCUUGGACUUCACUGGAUGCGCAAAGGGAAUUAUAUGUGUCAAUAAUGAACCACUUUCAAUUUAUAUGAAACCCUCUUGGUAAGAGGGGAUGUUCAGCAAACACUCCAACACAAAUUGGGCCCUAUUUUAACGAUCUGAAACGCAAGUGUCAAAGCGCGAAACGCAAGUAAGUUUGUGGGCGGGUCUCGGCGCUGUUGCUAUUUUCCCGGCCGGAUAAAUGGCUCUUGCGCCCGGCGCAAAUCUAAAAUGGGUUGGUCUGAAGUAGCUUCAUUAUUCAUAGGUGUGGUUUGGGCGUAAAGUGAAAUAAACCAAUCAGAGUGUCAUCCAACAUUCCCUUUAAAAGCAGGUGCGCAAGUUCCAUUAUGGAUUGCUAUUAUUAUGGCGUAUUUACCAGGCGCACGCCAGGAGCGGUUCACAGCCGAGGAGACUGAUGUUCUUGUAAGAGCAGUGAAAGACAGAGAAGUUGUGUUGUAUGGGGAUGGGAGAAACCCACCCAAAAUAGCGUCGGUUAAACAGGCGUGGGAGGAAAUAGCCACAAUUGUUUCAUCGAUUUUUUUUCCUGGUUCUUGACGGACAAAUCAAUUUGUCAGAUGUCCUUAUAUACAUAUAUGACCUCAAACAGGUCUGAUCCUUAAUUACUACAAUUAGCCUGAAUAAUUUGUAAGCUAGAUUUAUGCCUAUUUUUUCACAUCUUCGUGGCACACCACAAUGAUUUCCGUCAUCUCAUGUGUUAAUAUUUUUUUAGUGUAACAAUUUAUGAUUUGCAAAAAUAACUGUUGCAUCUGUGUAGAUUACAUGAGCAAAGUGUAUGCGCGUUGUGCACGCUAUACAUUAUGGUCAAGCAUGCGCCCUUAAAAUAGCAUAAUGAACAACGCGCAACGCGCCACUGACUUUAGACUAGUUUUUUCUGGCCAGUGGCGCAAUUGUUUAAUGGAACAGCAAAAUAGCACCAGGGAUUGUUUGCGCCGGAACACGCCUCCUUUUUUGCGCUGAACCGCCCAGGGAGCGCAAGUUCAUUCACUAGUUUAGCGACGUGCUUCUGUGGAGGGAAAAGCGCGCUUUGCGCGGGUGCAAAAUAGGAAUGACACAUGCGUCGGUGUACAAAGUCAAUUGCGCUGGGUGCAAGAUAGGGCCCAUUGUGUACAGAACCAAUUUGUAAAAUUCAAGUAUUACUCUUAUUUGCCGAGGCUCGCACAUGCUUUCUCACUGCGACUAACAGAUGAUCGGGAAUCUGUUCUCUCCCUCAUUAUCCUGCAUAUAUGUACGUAAUGCCCAGUUAUGUAUGUGUAUGUUAACAUGUAUAAACACUUUCUUUUGUUGCAUUGUUCACAAAAUGCAAUGACCGCCAAAAUUUAAACAGGCCUUGAUUCGAAGGAUAUACUGUGUGACCAAGCUAUCGUCUUGCUACUCAAACUGUUUGAGGAUGGAGGACAAAGGGCUUUAGGGGGUGUGAAAUGUUACUCCGGGGAACAUGUGUGCUGUUUGUCUACCCCAAGUUAUUCUCCUGAUAUGAAAAAUAUUAUAUUUGUUUAUAAUCUGGAGAAAAAAAAGAAGAGAGAUUAUUUAUUAGCAAAGGCCUUUACGUUCAAACUCAAUAAUACAAGGUGAAGAUUUUCAAAUGGUUUAAAUUCAUGAUAUUUUCCCCUAUGAUUUUGUUGCAAAUAUACACAUUAAUUAAUACACACCAUUUUUAGUUGUGCUCUUGUCCAUUUCUGUAACUCUAACCCCUCAUCUGGUGCAAAAUACAAAAUGUCUCCAUUUCCAGUCAAUUUACCCUUAUUAAUUUUUUUUAUAAUUAUUUUUCUUUCCUUCGCUAGUAAGAAAUUCUGACUUUGUUGUGGUAGUUUCUCAUUUUGUUGUUGAAUCAUUUAGAUUGUAAACAGUUUAAAGUAAAAGAAAAAAUACAUGUAUGUGGA
Messenger RNA from Carassius gibelio (silver crucian carp), 4818 nucleotides. It is a transcript of the gene lingo2, whose product is annotated as leucine rich repeat and Ig domain containing 2. Gene Ontology annotation, molecular function: protein binding. The coding region runs from base 924 to 2771 and encodes 615 amino acids. Gene Ontology annotation, cellular component: extracellular region. Lineage: Eukaryota; Metazoa; Chordata; Actinopteri; Cypriniformes; Cyprinidae. The record is from RefSeq and is a predicted model, not a curated record. The transcript has 5 exons.